AUGGUGGAGGGUUACUCGGCGGAAAAGGCACGCGAUCGCGAGGAGCGCAUCGGGAUGCGCUUCUUCCUCAUGGACGCCUUCCUCGCGAAGCACGGCACAGGCGCCGUGUUUAAGCGGCCGCUGGUGUCGCUGAAAACGUUGUACUCCGACUUCGUGGUUCGGGAGCUGUCGCCGCUGUACAACAAUGGGGAGCCGCUCGUGCUGGAGCCCGUGCCGGCACCGGAGCGGUUGGGACCCGAGGCGACGGCUGUGAAGCGGCCGCGAGAGGGCGCCGCGGAAGCGGAGGAAGAAGAAAGAAACGAGGCCGGGGAGGGAGAGGCGACGGCUGCCACGUUGGAUGUCCAGCGGAACGCGUUGACGGAGCGAGUGCAGGCGCGGUUUGCCUCGCUGCUAACGCAGGAGGAUUUGGCCUCGCUGCUGGACGCGUUGCGCACGGGGGCGGGCCGGGUGACCGUUCGGGCCGCCUUAACGAAGGCGCAGCGCACGGAGGUGCAUGCGGCGGUUAAGGAGACGCUUGGGGAGACGCACGUCAGCCGCACCCUGGAUGGGGCGCUUGUGAUUGAAGAGCCAACGUCAGCGACAAGACGGGAGGAAAUGCGCCGGUCGAAUCCAAUACGCCUGCAGAAAUACUUGCACUUCACGCUAUACAAGGAAAACAUUGACAGCAAUCGUGUCCUGCGGGCAAUUGCCACCCAGCUUGGGGUGCCGUUGCGAAAUCUCCUUUUCAGUGGCACAAAAGAUAAGAGAGCGGUGACACUUCAGCGGGUUGCGGUUCGAGGCCUGUCGCGCGAGCGGCUAGCCGCGAUCAAUGCUCGAUCAUUUGGUCCGGAGUGCAAGGUGAAGGUGUGUGGCUUCCAGGAAUCAGACACUGGACUGCGCCUCGGCGACACGCUGGGCAACCACUUUCUCAUUGCUCUCCGACUGCUACCGGAGAGUCCGGAGCUUGCACCUGAGACAUUGAAGGUCAUUCAAGAGGUUAUGGGCUCCAUUGGAGUGGCGAACUACUACGGCCCGCAGCGCUUUGGCACGACGGAAGUGUUAACGAGUGAUGUUGGUAUUAAAUUACUUUCCGGAGAGUUUGAGCAGGCGCUGCGCAUGCUAUUCCACUCCAAGGCGAUUGUUGAGCCCAACCUUCUUCCCUCGAAGGAGGCGGUGGAUCGAGGUGACUUCGCUGAGGCCCUACAACUUCUUCCACGUUACUGUUUUCAGGAGCGUGACAUUCUGAAGCACUUGGUGCGCUGCCCCAACGAUUUUUUGGGCGCGUUCCACAUGGUCCCACGAACGCUGGGGAUGUUGUACUGCCAUGCUGUACAAAGUUUGCUUUGGAAUCUUAUGGCGACUGAGCGAUUGAAGCUUGGGUUGGAACCUCUCCCCGGUGACCUACUGCUGAAGUCCCGCCAUACCCGCAUACGGGAACGUGAGAGUCGGGCAAGUGACACGGACAAAGGCGAGGAUGCGAGGGUUCUACUGAAGGAGGACGGUCUCCCGGAGGUGGUGCGGCUCACGGCGGAAGACGUGGCCACUGGUCUCUUUCGCUUGUGUGAUGUUCUGCUGACUGUUCCAGGCCCUGAUGAAGCGCUGCAGUACCCGGGUGUCGCCGGCUGCACGCGCGAGGCAUACCUUGCGGCUCUGCCGUUGAGGGGGGCGGAGAUGCUUUUGAACGCCGGGAAUCCCCUGGUGAAGGUGUACCAUUACCAUGGGGCGUAUCGACCGCUGGUAGUGCAGCCCAAACGACUAAAUCUGCGUCUCGUGAGCACAAAUGGACCCCGAGCGCCCAUACUUCCCACGGAUUUGGAAAAGUUAACGACGCCGGACGCCACCAGUGGUGUGGGAGAUUGUGAGUCUAAGCAAGACGACUGCGCAACGGCUCCGAUGAACAAGGCAAUCUUGGUGGAAUUUUCGCUUCCCCCAGGCUCAUACGCCACCUCUGUGCUGAGAGAGUUUAGUAUCUCUUGUUCAGAGGGUUACCACGCCGUGGCUACGACGGAGGCCGAUGACAGUGGCAUUAUUGACGGCAGCGUGGAUGCUGCGGCGUAA
Trypanosoma conorhini is the source of this 2037-nucleotide messenger RNA. RefSeq names its product tRNA pseudouridine13 synthase. The transcript has a single exon. Gene Ontology annotation, biological process: pseudouridine synthesis. Gene Ontology annotation, molecular function: RNA binding; pseudouridine synthase activity. The record is from RefSeq and is a predicted model, not a curated record. NCBI's taxonomy places the organism in Eukaryota, Euglenozoa, Kinetoplastea, Trypanosomatida, Trypanosomatidae. Bases 1 to 2037 code for a protein of 678 amino acids. Gene Ontology annotation, cellular component: nucleus.